AUGUUCGCUCGCCUCCCUCUCCUCGCGCUCUGCGCGUGCGCCGCCUCCCUCGUCUCGCUCUCGUCCGCGUCGCCCAUGUCGCGCCGCUCUGCGGGUCUGACGCUCUCCGUCACGCGCCGGUUGAACCUCACCGGGGUGCCGAGCAUCAUCGAGGCGGACCGCGCGCGCGCGAAGAUGCUCUUCGAGCGCGCGACGGCGCAGAACGCGACCGUGAUGAGCGCGAAGCAGGCCGCCGGGCUCGUGCCCGUUGACGCGACGAACCAGGUGUACAACUACAUCGCGAGCGUCGGCGUCGGCUCGCCGCCGACGUACUACAACCUCCUGAUCGACACCGGGAGCUCGAACACGUGGCUCGGCGCGGACAAGCCGUACGUGAACACGAGCACGAGCGUGCCGGUCGGGGACGGGCGCGAGUAUUUUUACGGCUCUGGCCUCGCCUUUGGUUAUGAGUACACCGACACGGUCACUCUCGGCGAUGCCGUAAUCACAGGCCAGGGAAUUGGCGUUGCUAAGACCGUGUGGGGCUUCGAAGGUGUUGACGGCAUCCUCGGCCUCGGCCCUGAGAUUCUUACCAAGGGUUCCACGUCGGGCGGCGAAAUUAUUCCUACCGUGACGGACAAUAUGUUCAGCCAGGGUCUCAUCGAGGCCGACCUCGUGGGCGUCGCCUUCGUGCCCAGCACCGUGCUCGAGUCCACCAACGGCCAGCUUUCUUUCGGUGCCGUUGACGAGAGCAAGUACACUGGCGACAUCACCUACGUUCCGGUCACAUCGACUUCGCCGUCGUCGAACUACGUGGGUAUCGACCAGUCGAUCACCUACGGUUCUUCGAACAUCCCCAUUCUCGCGACCACCGCGGGUAUCACCGACACCGGCAGCACGCUCGUCUACAUUGCCACUGACGCGUUCGCCGCGUACCAGAAGGCCACCGGCGCCGUUCUCGACGACGACGUCGGUCUCCUGAAGCUCACCGCGAAGCAGUUCGCGUCCCUACAGAGCCUCUUCUUCCACUUCGGCGACCACACCUUCGAGUUCACCGCGAACGCGCAGAUCUGGCCCCGCCCCCUGAACACCGCGAUCGGGGGCGACACGGACAGCGUUUACCUGAUCGUCGCUGACUUGGGCAGCAACUGGGGUGAGGGCAUGGACUUCAUCAACGGGAUGACGUUCCUGGAGCGCUUCUACCACGUCUACGACGCCGACAACUACCAGGUCGGCUUCGCGAUCACCGAGAACACGUUCGCGGAGAUCAACUAG
Messenger RNA from Epithele typhae, 1254 nucleotides. Its product is annotated as acid protease. The transcript is spliced from 7 exons. Gene Ontology annotation, biological process: proteolysis. The coding region runs from base 1 to 1254 and encodes 417 amino acids. NCBI's taxonomy places the organism in Eukaryota, Fungi, Basidiomycota, Agaricomycetes, Polyporales, Epitheliaceae. The record is from RefSeq and is a predicted model, not a curated record. Gene Ontology annotation, molecular function: aspartic-type endopeptidase activity.